AUGGGGAAGAUCACCUUCUACGAGGACCGGGGCUUCCAGGGCCGCCACUACGAGUGCAGCAGCGACCACUCCAACCUGCAGCCCUACUUCAGCCGCUGCAACUCCAUCCGAGUGGACAGCGGCUGCUGGAUGAUCUAUGAGCAGCCCAACUACCUGGGCUGCCAGUACUUCCUGCGGCGCGGCGACUACCCCGACUACCAGCAGUGGAUGGGCCUCAGCGACUCGGUCCGCUCCUGCCGCCUCAUCCCCCACACCAGCUCCCACCGUCUGAGGAUCUACGAGCGAGAGGACUACCGAGGCCAGACAGUGGAGAUCACAGAGGACUGCUCCUCGCUCUAUGACCGCUUCCACUUCAAUGAGAUCCACUCCCUUCACGUGCUGGAGGGCUGGUGGGUCCUCUACGAGAUGCCCAACUACCGGGGGCGGCAGUACCUGCUGAGGCCGGGGGACUACAGGCGCCACCACGACUGGGGGGCUCUGGAUGCCAGAGUGGGCUCCUUGAGGAGAGCCGUGGAUGUCUAUUGA
This is a messenger RNA of Hippopotamus amphibius kiboko, 525 nucleotides long. RefSeq names its product gamma-crystallin F-like. The record is from RefSeq and is a predicted model, not a curated record. The coding region runs from base 1 to 525 and encodes 174 amino acids. Gene Ontology annotation, biological process: visual perception; lens development in camera-type eye. The transcript is spliced from 3 exons. NCBI's taxonomy places the organism in Eukaryota, Metazoa, Chordata, Mammalia, Artiodactyla, Hippopotamidae. Gene Ontology annotation, molecular function: structural constituent of eye lens.